This is a messenger RNA of Symbiodinium necroappetens, 1482 nucleotides long. NCBI's taxonomy places the organism in Eukaryota, Dinophyceae, Suessiales, Symbiodiniaceae. The record is from the annotation of a GenBank genome assembly.
AUGCCUGCCUGGAUGCCCACACCGCUCGCCUUCACCCUGUUCAUGGUUCUUGUGCCCACCACCAGGCAAGCAAAGCCUUCUGAGCCGGAAGGACCAGCACUAGCAUUUUGUCCUCCUCUGCGGUCGAUAGGGCCAGGGGCCAUGCCUGCAGACUGUGAUGAGGAAAUCCAUUUGCAGGAUGGAAUGAUGCUCAGCUUCUACGGCCACAUCGAGGAAUUGGAGUGGGCACUUGCGGAUGCCAGCGAGGCUGGACGAGUUCCCAUGGACCUUGUGAAUGCUAUGCUCAGCUUUGCCGAGAGCUUGAACUUGAUGCUCUGUAUGGCAAGAUUCAGGUGCGUGUAUCCUACAACGGAAGAGUUUCAGUCCGACUGGAAUGCCUCAUGCGAGCAGCUUUUGGCGCGCGCGCCGCCCAACUUCCCAUGGCUCUCGCGAGAGCCCUGCAGCGCUGGCAACGAGUUGAUGGAGGUGGUGAGCUUGAUUAUUCCGCGUCUUCGAAGCGACUUCGGCCUGCCUGGACGGGGUGCCCGAUACCCACUUGAUGUUGCUCCCGUGUGUGGUGCUGUGGCACAGGCAGACUUUGCCCAGACGUGGCCCUUCAUGUUUCUCAACGGGACUUACGGCCACCAUGUCGUGUCCACGACACGCUUGCCCUUUGCAGACAUCUUGGAGUUCUUUCGCCAACAGCAGGGGCUGAUGCCCUCCGAACUCGUAGUUGUGAAUCUCGGCGCCCACGACGGUAGUUGCAUGGAUGCACAGAUGGUGGUGAAAGACGUGGCCAACUGUGCCUUCGACCUCGGCGCAAGGGGAGUUGCUGUGGAGGGUUUGGAAACGACGGCUUUGCAACACCGCUGGCCAGGUGUUGUUGUGCAUGUCGGCUAUAUCUCGCCAAGAAACGUCACCCGCAUUGUAGAGGACGCUCUGGCGAAACUUGCAGUGACACGCCUUGACCUUUUGAAGAUCGACCUUGAUCACGCCGAUUGCUUUUUUGCGGAGGCCCUACUGCGACAGAUGAGGCUGGCUCCGGCCUUUCUGGUGGUCGAAUAUAACCGAAUCUUCCCACCACCGAUACGCUUCCGGGAGCAGUUUUCGGAGACCAAAGCAGGCCGAAUGGGCUUGUCUUGGAUGGACGGCAAGCGAGGUCAACAUUGGUCUGGCUGCAGCAUGCAAGCCUGGCACGAUACAGCAGCUGCACAUGGCUACCGGUUAUUGCAAGCCACUCUUUUCGAUCUGACAUUCCUGCACCAAAAUGUUGAAUUGCAGCUUGGAGUUGAAGUUGUCGACGGUUGGCCAUCCUCGAUCUUUAACGCUUGGCUGUCUUCUGCACAUUGCUUCGCCCCCUCGCGUCGGCUUUAUGGUCACCAGGCUUUCGCAACUCUAGACCUGCGGGCCUUGCCCGAGCUACCUGCAGACGAUCGCUGCGAACUGGCUGCAAGGUGGUGGAAGUCGGAGGGCCAGACAUCUCAAUCGGAGCUAUAUUGCUAG